CGGCAACGUCCAACUGACGAAAAGGAUACACAGAAGCAGGCACCGGAGUUACGCCGGUUAACAAGCUACAUUUCUACUAAGCAGAUCAUUUACUUCACUAUAUAACACACACUCCUUUGUAUUUUGAGCUUGGGGAACGACAACUCAGGAUCAAGAUGUCGUAUAUGCUCCCGCAUCUCCAUAAUGGCUGGCAGGUUGACCAAGCCAUCCUGUCUGAGGAGGACCGAGUUCUUGUGAUCCGCUUCGGACACGACUGGGACCCGACGUGCAUGAAAAUGGACGAGGUCCUGUACAGCAUCGCCGAAAAGGUAAAGAAUUUUGCCGUCAUUUACCUGGUGGACAUCACAGAAGUGCCUGACUUCAACAAGAUGUACGAGUUGUAUGAUCCCUGCACCGUCAUGUUCUUUUUCAGGAACAAACACAUCAUGAUUGAUUUGGGCACUGGUAACAACAACAAGAUCAACUGGACAAUGGAGGACAAGCAGGAGAUGAUAGACAUUAUUGAAACAGUGUACAGAGGAGCAAGGAAAGGACGGGGUCUGGUGGUGUCUCCUAAGGAUUAUUCUACAAAAUACAGAUAUUGAUUUUUAUUUUUGAUUCCCCUGAUUUUUCCUGAUUUCUUGUUUUGUGACACAACACAGAGACUACAAGUUACAGAAGUUAAAGGAGAUCUUUUACAAAACAUUUUUGUUUUCACCUGCAAAGCAAGACAGUGUUCUCAUUAAUGAUCAUGAUUGUGUGACAUUGUGCCAUUUGUGCUUUUUUAUGUGUGUAGAUUACCAUUUUAUUCCUUUUCUUCAACAUUAAAUUUUCUUUUUCUCAAAAAAAAUUAUUUCUGUCCACUAAGUGCUGAACAAACCAGACUCAUUCAUAUUUAAAUGUUGGAAUAAACACAGAUAUUUACAUAGAUAAAUAUUUGUUGUAGAUCAUCUCUGUUGUUCCAAACUCCUUUAGUAAUGUUUGGCUAAAAAUGUCGUACCUGCAUUGUACAGGCAGUGGAGGCAUGUAUUUGUAAAUGCAGCCGCCUAUAAUAAAUAUUUCAGAG
Molecule: messenger RNA, 1045 nt
Organism: Toxotes jaculatrix (banded archerfish)
Lineage: Eukaryota; Metazoa; Chordata; Actinopteri; Toxotidae
Gene: txnl4a
Product: thioredoxin-like 4A
Exons: 4
Coding region: 156-584 (142 amino acids)
Biological process (GO): mRNA splicing, via spliceosome
Cellular component (GO): U5 snRNP; spliceosomal complex; U4/U6 x U5 tri-snRNP complex
Source: RefSeq, a predicted model, not a curated record